Molecule: messenger RNA, 3533 nt
Organism: Fragaria vesca subsp. vesca
Lineage: Eukaryota; Viridiplantae; Streptophyta; Magnoliopsida; Rosales; Rosaceae
Exons: 19
Coding region: 1-3342 (1113 amino acids)
Molecular function (GO): acyltransferase activity, transferring groups other than amino-acyl groups
Source: RefSeq, a predicted model, not a curated record
AUGGCGAACGGGACAGGUUCCGACGAGUUCGUGGUGCGGUCUCGCGUCCGGCAAGGGCUGAAGCGCGAAUUGACCUUUGCAUUGUCUCAGGUGGAUGUCUGUUGUUCGUUGGGCCGGACCCGGGCCAGGAAGCCCCAGAUUGAGGCUCCGGAGAAUGUGAACCGUAAGAGAUUGAAGAAGGCGACGAAAACCGAGGAGGAGAAGGCGGCGAGCGGCGGCGAGAAUGUGAAAGGUGUUGAGGAUUUGGUGGAGGCUGUAAGCGAAGAAGACGAUGCGAAAAGCGAUGUGGUGGAUCUUAUGAGCGAUGAUGAGCCGAGAAGCCAUGUGGCUGAGUCUGCGGUGAAGGAGAAGGUCACCGGAGAGGAGUUGAAGAACGGUGUUGUAGAGAUGGAUGUGGAUAAUGAGCAGAUUGUUGGUUCUAUCGGUAAUGGUGAUGAGGCUAAGCAGGAGCAGUUGAAGAAGAAUGAGCCGGAAAAGCCAGAUUUGGUGGAAGGAGAGGUGAUUGUGGUGGAGAAGCCGAUUAUGAGGUACAGUCGGUUGGCAUCGAGGCGAAAGAGCCAAGUGGCUGAGUCUAAGCUGGCAGAGAAGGUCAACGGAGACGAGAUGAAGACUGGUGCGGUGGACAUGGCUGUUGGGAAUGAAACCAAUGCCGGUUGUGGGGGUGAGUCGGUGAAGGGGGAUGAGUCUAAGCAGGAGGAAUUGAAGAAGAGUGAGUCUGAGCAGCCUUUGGUGAAACUAGACAUUCUUAAUUUGAGUGAGAAGGGUGAUAAGGCGGAAUGCGAGGUGAGUGAAAAGCCGAUUAGGCAGUAUGCUCGGUCGGCAUUGAAGCUUAAGAGCCACCAAGUGGCUGAAGAUGAAUUGAAGAAUGGUGCAGCGGAUAUGGCUAUUGAUGACGAACCCAAUGCCGGUGGUGCUGGUGAUUCUGUGACUGAAGAUGAGCCUAAGCAGGAGGAAUUGAAAAAGAGUGAACCUGAACAGCCUUUGGUGAGAUUAGAAAUACUCGAUUUGAUUGAAAAGGGUGAUAAGAUGGACUGUGAGGUGAGUGUAAAGCCGCAGAGGAGGUUUACUCGGUCUGCAUUGAAUGCAGAGAAUGAAGCCCUAGACUUAGAUACAGUCUCACAGAAAAGCUCGUCAGUUGAGGUUGAGAUGAAAAUGUCGAAGACUGUGAAGAAGUUUAAGUUGUCGGAGCUCCUUGAAACUGGUAUUCUCGAGGGGCAGCCAGUGACUUACCGUAAAGUAUCAAAGGGGAGUUUUACUGCGGAGAAAGGGCAUACAGGAGUGAUUACUGGUUCUCAUAUAUUGUGUCACUGUGAGCGAUGCAAUGGAACUGAUGUUGUUUCACCAGCUAUUUUUGAGUUGCAUGCUGAAAGCACAAAUAAACGGCCUCCUGAGUACAUAUAUCUUGAGAAUGGUAACACCCUUCGGGAUGUCCUUACAGCAUGCGAUUCUUCAUUGGAAACCUUGGAAGAAGCUGUCCGGCUUGCUGUUGGUUGCUCAUCAAUAAAGACUUGUACCAUCUGCCUCAAUUGCAAAGGAUCUAUGUGCCAAGAUGAGACUACACCAGCAAUGCUUCUUUGUGGCUCCUGCUUGGAGUUAAAAGAGACCCAAGCUAAAUUUUCUGUAGCUGAGAAGCCUUCUGAGGCUGCAAAUGAUUCCUCUGAAUUACCAAAGCUGGUUUCAGUUGCAACCUCUCCUGAUCCUGUGACAAAGUGUCCCGACACCAUCCCAGAGUGUCCGGACACCAUUCCACAGUGUCCUGACAUCAUUUCUAGGUGUCAUGAAACUGUUUCUAAGCUUCCCGGUACCAUCUCAGAAUGCCCUGAUUCCUCUUCUAAGUGUCCUGAUACUGUGCUAAAGAGCAGUUCGUCAGCAAGUAAGAGUCGAGGAAGAGUAACCAAAAAGGAUAUCGGAAUGCAUAAGUUGGUUUUUGAGGUCUUGGAAGAUGGAACCGAACUAUCUUAUAUUCAUAAUGGACAGAAACUGGCUUUCGGCUAUAAAAAGGGGUCUGGCAUCGUGUGUAAAUGCCAUGAUCAAGAGGUCAGCCCCUCGCAGUUUGAAGCCCAUGCUGGCUGUUCAUCCCGUCGUAAACCCUACCAUAACAUUUUCAUAUCUAAUGGGAUAUCUCUUCACGAGUUGGCAUUAGAGCUUUCAAAAAACCGGAAGUUCUCUACUGAGGACAGUGAUGACCUUUGCCAGAUCUGCAAGAAAGGAGGAAAAGUCAUAUGCUGCCAUAGUUGCCCAAGGGUUUACCAUGCAGGGUGCCUUUCUCUACCAACUGUCCCUAAUGGUAGUUGGUACUGUAAUCAUUGCCAGACUAUGUUUGAUAAACAGAAAGAUGCGGAUAAUCAUGUCAAUGCUGUUGCAGCCGGAAGGGUUCCAGGAGUUGAUCCUAUGGAACAAAUAACCAAUCGAUGCAUCCGUAUCAUCACAACUUGCGAUGAAAAGUUUGGUGGAUGUUCACUGUGCAGUGGCCAUGAUUUCAAAGACGAGGGGUUUGGUCCUGGCACAGUUAUUUUAUGUGAUCAGUGUGAAAGGGAAUUUCAUGUCGGCUGUUUAAAGGAAAAAGGAAUCGUUGAUUUGAAGGAAGUUCCAAAAGACAAGUGGUUUUGUCAUCCAGCUUGUCUCAGGAAUUAUUCAGCUUUGCAGAAGUUGGUAGUUCAUGGACAACAAAAGCUUCCAGACUCCCUUCUGAAUAUUAUUAAGGAGAAACACAGUGAAAGAGGUCCAGCAAAUGGGGGUCUUGAUGUAAAAUGGAGGGUGCUUAGUGGGAAAACAUCCACUGGUGCUGAAAGUUUAGAGUUGCUUUCUAAGGCCCUUGCCAUCUUUCAUGAUCAAUUUGCUCCUAUUGUUGAUAAGGAAUCAGGCCUCGACUUCAUUAAGGAAAUGCUUUAUGGAGGUGCCAUAAAGACUCAAGAAUUUGGUGGGAUGCACUGUGCAAUAAUUACAGUCAAUGAAUCGGUCGUGUCAGCUGCUAUGUUUCGUAUCUAUGGGACAGAUGUGGCAGAGCUUCCUCUAGUUGCAACAAGUGCUGAUUGCCAAGGACAGGGUUACUUCCAAACCUUAUUCGCAUGUAUUGAGAGGUUUCUUGCAUUCCUAUAUGUGAAAGUUCUUCUGCUGCCUGCUGCUGAGGAGGCAGCAUCCAUAUGGACAAAAAAGUUUGGUUUUCAGAGUCUAAACCAGAGUGAGAUACAUGAGUAUAGGAAACGUUACCCAAUACUGAUUUUCGAUGGAACAUCAGUGCUGAAGAAGUCAGUCCCCAGGUGCAGAAUCGUUGGUUCACAGGAGGGGCUCCCAUGUUUCUUGAUGUACAGAAGAUACAGCUUAUCUAUACAGGCAUGGUAGGUCUUUUUUGGUAGAUAUGGAUAUGAGAGACAUUGGAUUCCAUAGAACAUUGGGGGAGUAAGUAGUUCAGAAGACGCUUGGAGUUUUGAUAGAUAGAACAUGGGAGGGAUGUCAGUUGGAAGAUAGAAAAUUGGGAGCAAGUUAUUUAAGACACUAGAAUGUUUUAAUGGGUUGCUAUUUUUGUAGCUUUU